Molecule: messenger RNA, 762 nt
Organism: Emys orbicularis (European pond turtle)
Lineage: Eukaryota; Metazoa; Chordata; Testudines; Emydidae
Product: mast cell protease 3-like
Exons: 5
Coding region: 1-762 (253 amino acids)
Biological process (GO): proteolysis
Cellular component (GO): intracellular membrane-bounded organelle; cytoplasm
Molecular function (GO): serine-type endopeptidase activity
Source: RefSeq, a predicted model, not a curated record
AUGCUGCUGCUGCUCCUGUUUCCCAUGGUCUUUCCCCUGCCCCCCGGGGCUCAGGCUGGGGAGAUCAUUGGAGGACAGGAAGCCUGGCCUCACUCCAGACCCUACAUGGCCUUUGUGAAAAUACAGAAAGAAGGAAAGGGAGUAAACAUGUGUGGAGGGUUCCUGAUCCGGGAGGACAUGGUGGUGACGGCAGCUCAUUGUAACUGCAACCUGGGCAACAUCUCCGUGCUCCUGGGGGCCCAUAACUUUGAAAUAGAUGAAGUGGGAACGCAGACGAUCUUGGUACAUCGCCGAAUCCCCCACCCAGAAUUCAAUAAUGAGACGUUUGAAAAUGACAUCAUGCUGCUGCAGCUGACGGACAAGGCCAAGCUGACCCAGACUGUGGGCACCAUCCCCCUGUCCCAGAAGAAGGUGAAGAAGGGGGCAGUGUGCAGCGUGGCUGGCUGGGGCCAGACCAGUAUCAAAACAAAUGCCCAGCCCUCUCCAACCCUGCAGGAGGUGGAACUGACGGUCAUGGGCAAGACAAUGUGUCUGUCUCAGCCCUAUCUGCACUAUGUCCCGUCCAGGAUGCUAUGCGUGGGGAAACCCCAGGAGAGGAAGUCGCCAUUCCUGGGUGACUCUGGGGGCCCCCUGGUCUGUGAUGGGAAGGCCCAGGGCAUUGUCUCCCAUGGCAGCGGUGACGGGUCAACUCCCAGUGUGUUUACCAGGCUCUCCAAAUACGUGUGCUGGAUCGAGAAAACUCUGCGCAAGCGGAAGCCUUAG